GCGUAUGGGGGACGUUGCGUCGAGUGUUUACGCGCGUAAUGGCGGCGGACAGGCUGUGAUGAGCCUCGGCGGAGAAACACAGCCAGCGAUCAGCCCUCGGUCAGUUUCCACAGCGGCGACACGGAAGAACACGAACAUGCAGAUCACGCUGAAAACCCUCCAGCAGCAGACGUUUAAAAUCGACAUCGACGCGGAGGAGACGGUGAAGGCCCUGAAGGAGAGGAUCGAGCUGGAGAAGGGGAGAGAUCAGUUCCCUGUGGCGGGGCAGAAGCUGAUAUAUGCAGGAAAGAUCCUGAGCGAUGACACGGCUCUGAAGGAGUACAAGAUCGAGGAGAAGAACUUUGUGGUGGUGAUGGUAGCAAAGCCCAAAGCGUGUCCUGCUGCUCCAGCGGUCAGCACAGAGUCCUCCAGCACUGCACCAGCCCUGACCCCUCCAUCAGAAACACAGUCUGAGAGCAGGACUGAAGAGGAGACGCCCCCCAGCGGCGCCGAGACCUCCUCUACACCCGCCAGCUCUGUGCUGAACGCAGACAUCUUUGACGAGGCGACGUCAGCGCUGGUGACCGGUCAGUCCUACGAGAACAUGGUGACAGAGAUCAUGCUGAUGGGAUACGAGAGAGAGCGAGUGGUGGCCGCACUGAGAGCCAGUUUCAACAACCCUGACCGCGCCGUGGAGUACCUGCUCACGGGUAUCCCGGCGGAGAGUGAGGGUGGUGUGGGCGGGGCUGACCCCGUGGCUCCUCCUCCUGUGGUGUCCACAGGCCUCUCUUCAGUGUCCAGCAGCGCUCCGUCACAGACCAGCACAGGAUCAGCCGCUAAUCCUCUGGAGUUCCUGAGGAACCAGCCCCAGUUCCUGCAGAUGAGACAGAUCAUCCAGCAGAACCCGUCUCUACUACCAGCUCUCCUACAGCAGAUCGGCAGAGAGAACCCUCAGCUGCUGCAGCAAAUCAGCAGUCAUCAGGAGCAGUUCAUCCAGAUGCUUAAUGAGCCUGUGCAGGAGGCGGGGCAAGGAGGUGGAGGGGGCGUGGCCGAGGCUGGAGGCGGAGCCAUGAACUACAUCCAGGUCACACCUCAGGAGAAAGAAGCUAUCGAGAGGCUAAAAGCCCUUGGAUUCCCAGAAGGACUCGUUAUACAGGCCUACUUUGCCUGUGAGAAGAAUGAAAACUUGGCUGCAAACUUCCUCUUACAACAGAACUUUGAUGAUGAUUAGAGGAAUCCCCUCUUAUGGGCUUUUGUUUUUCAGUGAUCAUUUUUGAGAAGAGAAUCUACACACACACACACACACACACACACACACACACACAGGCUGUGGUAUUCUGUCUGAUUCUACACACUGGAUGACAUGAGCACGUCCGUCUGGAGAUGAGCAGAAAUCAGUAAAAGCCUCUGCUUCUUCUAACACUCGUCUGUGUGAGACCUGUCUGUUCCUCAUUUGUUCCUCAUAUGACCAAUAAAAGCAAUGUUUCCUCCA
This is a messenger RNA of Carassius gibelio (silver crucian carp), 1471 nucleotides long. RefSeq names its product UV excision repair protein RAD23 homolog B-like. The record is from RefSeq and is a predicted model, not a curated record. Gene Ontology annotation, cellular component: nucleoplasm; cytosol. The transcript has 10 exons. Gene Ontology annotation, molecular function: damaged DNA binding; ubiquitin binding; proteasome binding. Lineage: Eukaryota; Metazoa; Chordata; Actinopteri; Cypriniformes; Cyprinidae. The coding region runs from base 5 to 1210 and encodes 401 amino acids. Gene Ontology annotation, biological process: nucleotide-excision repair; proteasome-mediated ubiquitin-dependent protein catabolic process.